Messenger RNA from Nylanderia fulva, 1805 nucleotides. RefSeq names its product muscarinic Acetylcholine Receptor, C-type. Lineage: Eukaryota; Metazoa; Arthropoda; Insecta; Hymenoptera; Formicidae. Gene Ontology annotation, cellular component: plasma membrane; dendrite. Gene Ontology annotation, biological process: chemical synaptic transmission; G protein-coupled receptor signaling pathway, coupled to cyclic nucleotide second messenger. Gene Ontology annotation, molecular function: G protein-coupled serotonin receptor activity; neurotransmitter receptor activity. The record is from RefSeq and is a predicted model, not a curated record.
GUACGGCGCUUAUUGUCGCGAGGGGCGGGAAUAUAAUAACCAUCGAUCGCUCGUAAUUUCACAUUUAUUCGACCCUUUUCCUCCCUGCCCGACCCACUGAUAGCGACCGAUAGUCGGGACAGUACUUGACCAGGGAACAGAUGAGCAGAUAAGUGAAACCACUCCCUGAAGCGAACGAAGCAGCUUCGUAUCUCUCGGCAGAUUGUUCCGUAUUGAUUUCACUCUCGCUCUCGAAAACGUAUCACAAACAUUCUCAUGAAAAUAAAAAAGUCGCGUUUUCUCAAGAGAAGGCUCCCGUUUCUUCAAAAGGUGACGAGGAGACAAGCUAGAGUACCAUCGAGAACCUGUUUCUCUGCGUGUGUGCGGAAGGUAAAUGGCCAAGAAAUUAUAUUCACGCAGCAGUUUUACGCAACGCACAACUGAGAGCGCAUCUUUAUAAGGCAAUCGCAAGAUCCGGACAGGACAUGAAUACAACUAUGUAUCAAGGAGAGAACGUCACUGUCGACCCGCCGUCGAAGUGCGGUGCUAGCAAAUACGUGUGGAUCUUCGUAGAUAGCCUUCUGUUCUUGGUGAUCGUUUCGGGAAACAUUCUCACGAUCCUGGCAAUCGCGUGGUCCCGCAAGCUUCGCCACGUCAUCUCCAAUUACUUCAUACUCAAUCUAGCGGUGUCGGAUCUUCUGGUGGGUAUAACGCUGCCGUAUCAUCUGGCCUUUUACGUUAACUGCAAGUUGCAUCAAGACAAAACGAUAUGCCUCUCCCGCAUCGUCAUCAUCAGCAUGGCCUGCGGCGAAAGCAUAUGCAACCUCAUAGCGAUCGCCAUAGAUCGUUACAUCGCUAUCGUCCAUCCGUUGAGUUACAACGCGUACGCGACGAAGAAGCGCGUGAUGCUGUUCAUAGCAAUCAGCUGGGCAUGUGUCGUUGGUGUGACGUCGAUGCCAAUAUGUUGGAAUUGCUUCAACACCAGCUUGAAGCAGUGCGAACUGGACACGAUAUUGCCGAGAGAGUACACAAUGUAUAUACUACUGCCGUCAUUUUGUCUCAGUUGGAUAGCGAUGUUUCUACUGUAUUGGAAGAUUUGGAGAGAGGCGCAUAUGCACACACGUCGAAUGAAUCUCAGCGUUAUUCCGCACGUCGCUGAGAAAACCGAUCGCAAAAGCAUACAGGUGGUGCUGCUGAUACUCGGCUGCUUCUCCAUUUGCUGGCUACCCUAUUGGGUCGUGGUCUGCAUAAAGUUCUACGAGGAAACUGUUCAAACUGAUGUAUAUAAUAUUACGUUUGCAUUAGCUCUCGCUAAUAGCGGAAUGAAUCCCUUUAUAUACGCGUGGAAGAGCACCAAUUUUCGCAAGGCCUUUCAGAAAAUUUUGCGCUUUAAGUCACCGAAUGAGAACUUGAACGCCAGCUUCAAAAUGUACUUGGAGAAGCAACGCGAGCUCAAGGAUCAGCAAACGAACGUAGCAGAAAAUUGUAUAAACGGCAAUGUGCAAGGACAUUCGUCCGAUUGUCAAUUUAAUCUAACGGAAGAGAACACAAUUUUAUAAACCUAAUUUCGCAGAUAAAAUGUUUCAUAGUCGAUCCAGAAUUUCUAGGAUUAAAGAAGAUUAAAUAAUGUAAACAUUAUUUUUCCUUCCUUUCUUUCUGUUCCUCUUCAAGUUCUCGAGAAACUAUUCUAGUAUCUCUAUCUAGGAUUAAAGAAGAUUAAAUAAAUAAUGUAAAGAUUAUUUUUCCCUCCUCUCUUCCUGUUCCUCUUCAGGUUCUCGAGAAACUAUUCUAGUAUCCCUAUCUAGGAUUAAAGAAGAUUAAAUAAA